Elgaria multicarinata webbii is the source of this 975-nucleotide messenger RNA. RefSeq names its product olfactory receptor 52N4-like. Gene Ontology annotation, cellular component: plasma membrane. NCBI's taxonomy places the organism in Eukaryota, Metazoa, Chordata, Lepidosauria, Squamata, Anguidae. The record is from RefSeq and is a predicted model, not a curated record. The transcript has a single exon. Gene Ontology annotation, molecular function: G protein-coupled receptor activity; olfactory receptor activity. Bases 10 to 975 code for a protein of 321 amino acids. Gene Ontology annotation, biological process: G protein-coupled receptor signaling pathway.
GUCCUCAACAUGGCAACAGCCAACCAAACAAGCAACACGCUGAUGCAGUUUCUCUUGAAUGGGAUCCCAGGCCUGGAGCAUGCUCAUGUCUGGAUCUCCUUUCCAUUUUUUUCCAUGUAUCUUAUCGGCAUGGUGGGGAACUGUGGGCUUCUCUACAUCGUCUGGACAGAAGAGGCUCUUCACAGGCCCAUGUACUACUUCCUCUGCAUGCUCUCUGUCACGGACAUUGUCAUGGGCACGUCUACAAUGCCGAAAGCAUUCUGCAUCUUCUGGCUGAACCUUAAAGAAAUUGACUUCAACUCCUGCCUGGUCCAGAUGUACUUUGUCCACACCUUCACCGGGAUGGAGUCUGGGGUCCUCAUGCUCAUGGCCCUAGAUAGAUUUGUUGCCAUCUGUUACCCACUGAGAUAUGCCACCAUCUUGACCAAUCCCAUCAUUCUCAAGGUAGGGUUGGUUACCUUCCUCAGGGGAGCAUUCCUCAUCCUACCUUUCCCUUUCCUGGUCAGGAAAAUGCAAUAUUGCAGCACCCAUGUCAUUGCUCACACCUACUGUGACCACAUGGCGGUGGUGAAGUUGGCCUGUAGCAGUAUCCGUGUGGAUGCUAUCUAUGGCCUGACCGUAGCCCUGCUGAUAGGAGGCUUUGACAUCUUCUGCAUCACCGUGUCUUACUUCAUGAUCCUGAAGGCCGUUGUGGGCCUUUCCUCCAAGGAAGCCAGGAGCAAGGCCUUUGGCACCUGCACUGCACAUAUUUGCGCCAUCACCAUCUCUUACACACCUGCAUUCUUCACCUUCUUUGCACACCGCUUUGGGGGGCACCAUAUUGCUCCUCACGUCCACAUCAUUAUGGCCAAUCUUUAUCUGCUUCUUCCCCCCAUGAUGAACCCCAUUGUUUAUGGAGUGAAGACCAAAGAGAUCCGUGAAAGUGUCCUACGGUUGUUCCAUAAGGGAAAGACCAUGACAUCUCAGCACCACUGA